AUGACCGGAAGAGGAUCGGAGAUCAUCUACCGAGCGGAGAAUGUCCCGAUUCGCUUCUUCAAGGCAUGUCGAUGGUGCAGGAGACAGAAGAUGCGAUGCGAUGCGCGAAGUCAAGUUCCUUGCUUUCGCUGUCGAUCUACUGGGCGAGAUUGUAUUCUAGAUCCCAUUGAUGACCGACGACGAAGUGACCGCCGGCGGAAAUCAACAACGCCAGCAAGAAGCCGAAAUAAUGCCUCACCACUGGGUUCAAUUACUGGAUAUCAUACUCCGGCGUCCAGAGAGCAGGGGUUCUCACCUGCCACCGUCCAAGAUGGUGGUUUCGAUACCUCAAUUGACUCUUUGCCAGAUUCUACCGGCUUGAGCACGCUGCAGCGGUCUUAUACUUCUGAUCAGAAUGGACCCGAGUCCCAGCAGCUGAGCCCCAAUGAGAUGAUUGCGCCAGCAUCGGCGGUGCACUCCAUGUCUGUGAACUUGCUAGGCACGAACGAUGUGAGUAACCUUUGCCAGUUAUCAGGAUGUUUUCGAAUUAACGUCGCCCAGAUAUUCAUGGAAAACUCUGCCAAGGGCGAUCCUAGAGGAGAUGUCAUUGCUAGAGGAAUCGUCAGUGAAGAGCUUGCGCGUGUGAUGUAUGAGAGGUUUACUGGUGGGUCGAAGAACUUUCUCCCUCUUUUCGAUCCAAUAAGAGAUACAUUCGACUCUAUCCGUUCAAGGUCACUGUUCUGCUUCACAGUAAUUAUUUAUCUAGCUAGCCGCGCAGUGACGGAUUUGCGCGGGGACACGCAUAUGCAGCGGGUGUUACAAGACGAGGCACAACGCCUGGCGGAAGACAGUUUCUUCGAGCGGCCCACCAAACUGGAGACUGUACAAGGAAUGAUUCUUCUUGCUGCGUACUCCGAGAAGACUUGGUUCUCCAUUGCUCUCAUUCUUCGCACGGCUUUGGACUCCGGUUUGGAGAAAUCCUUGGAUACUCUGUUAUCCCAGGAAAAUGUGCCCCGAAGCUCGCUCUCGGCUUCCAUGGCUGAACGGGAGCUGGUAUGGCAGACACGAACUUGGUUGAUCAGUUUCACAUUAGAACUGGACGUUGCAUCUGGCACAGGGCGCAAAUCACGCAUUGCCGAGGUCGACGUUGUAAAGCUGCGCAAAUUCCUUGACUAUCCUCUCUCGCUGCCUUGCGAUAUGCGCACUGUGUGCAUCAUUGAGCUUCAUCAACUUCGAGGAAAUUUCCGUGUAAUCAUUGACAACGCUACUACUAUUGACGAUAUCAUGUCUACCGAGCUGCCGGCUAUCAUGAAGAGAGUACAAAAUUGGUGGACGACAUGGGACGAGAUCCAUGGAAACAACGGUUUCCAUAUCGGGGCCUUCCAGCGCAGCAGUCUCAAGCUUAUGCUUCAUUACGCCAGGAUUUUUGUUCUCUGUGCUUCACUGGCGAGAAUCCAAAAAUUACAACCAACCCAACCUGAUUCAAGCUCUGAGAUUCUCGAUCGGAGCGUCAUGAACCUGUGGCAGUCCCUUGUGGCAACCAUUAUGGAUCAAUUAGACUUCUUGAUCAAAGAGCCAUCCUAUCGCUGUCAGUUGCCGUGGGCGCCAACAUACCCAGCUCUCACAAUUGCUUUCGUCACCACCUUUGCUCUCCGGAUCGCACGGUGGCGUCCAAACCUAAUCAACCAAGCACUUCUACUAGAAAGAGCAGAGAAGAUCUGCGAUUUCUUAAAACAACCGCCUUAUCCCGAUAUCCAUCGAACCGUGUCCAUCUUCGUGAACUACGCACGCGCUCUAAUUGCCAGCCAGCGUCCACAGAGCAACCAUAACACAGACGUACCCUUCAUGUCUAACCAAAGCGAAGGGCCACCAUUCGUAGCAGCUGAUAACUCCAUGGUCAACGGCCCGGCUCCGGCUCCAUCAGGAGUGGAUCCCCUGGACGAUCUCCGUUACCGAACUGGCCCGACCAUCCAGGCUGACAGAGAUUCAAACCUGGACUCAACGCCUAGUGAUCCCUCUGCAGCGGCCAGAUCGCUCGCAUCUCGGCUGCCGGAUACGAUGGAAGCGCCGAACUGGACGGUGUCGAACUCCAUUGCAGAUUCAUUCGGCCUCUUCGAAGAGGGCCAGAACGAUAUCUUCGAUUUUUUGCCCAUGAUGCCAUCGCCUUCUUUAACGGCUCAGAUAGCCGCCAUUCUUUCUUCCGGCAAGGAUGAGAAUUUUGAUAAAAGAUCCAGCGACUCAAUAAGAGCCGAGGUCGCCGAGUCAAAUGUCAAAACAGGUGCAAAUUACCAACUUGUUGAACUAUCUCCGGAUCAACUCCUUGUCGAGUUUCCCGAAGGAUCCCCGGAGAAUCCACCAAAUUGGUCCUUUAACAAAAAGUUCUACAACGCCAUCGUGGCGCUGUUCGUCGUCCUUAAUAGCGGUAUAUCCACCGCACUGCCCAGCAACGCAGUCCCCAGUAUCAUGCAGGAAUUCCACCAGACCGGAGACCAGCAAAAAGUGCUACCAACAGCCGUCUUCCUCGUCGGCUACGUAGUUGGACCCCUACUCUUUAGUCCAUUGAGCGAGACAAUUGGACGGAAGCCCGUCCUACUCUCCUCAUUCACGCUGUUCGUUCUCGCCACGCUUGGCUGUGCCCUAGCGCCAAACUGGGCCUCUCUGCUUGUCUUUCGGGCAAUCUGCGGUCUUACGGGUGCCGCUCCCCAGACUGUGGUUAGUGGUGUCUAUGCAGACUUAUUCUCUGAUCUGCGGAACCGCGGCCGGGCCAUGGCGAUGUACAUGUCAGCUUGCAGCUUUGGGCCCAUCCUAGGCCCCAUUAUAUCCGGGUGCUCGAUUAAAUAUGGCUGGCGCUGGACGUUCCGAAUUGACCUGAUCCUGACGGGUACUACCUGGUUGGCUCUGCUUUUCAUGUCUGAGACAUUUGCUCCCGUGCUGUUGAAAGAACGAGCUGCUAAAUUAAGAAAAGAAACGGGGCUCAAUCGGUACUUCUCGCGCCAGGAGCUGAACUUGGACUCGAGAUUCACCACCAUGGAGAUUCUCACUCGCCCUAUCACCAUGCUCAUCUUUGAGCCCAUCAUUUCUUCAACGGCAGUUUAUAUCGCCUUUGCGUAUAGUCUGGUGUUCUUCUAUUUCCAGGCUUAUCCCAUCAUCUUUGGAGGUGUCUACGGCUUCAGCGUUGAGCAAACAUCACUCACCCUCAUUCCAAUUGGCAUCGGCGCCGCAUCCUCCGGCAUCGUCACCCUCUACUACGACAUGAUGUAUGAAAAAGCCAAAAAGCUCGGUAAAGACUGGACCUCCAACCCCGAACUCCACCGACUACCACUAUCCUGUCUCGCCGGACCGUGUCUCACAGUGAGCAUGUUCUGGCUUGCCUGGUCAGCAAAGUCCAACAUCCAUUGGGCGGUACCGGCGAUAUCCGGUGUCUUCUUUGGGUUCGGGUUUCAGAUCAUCUUCAUUUCACUUCUCACAUAUGUGACGGACGCAUACAAGAUCUACUCUGCUAGCGCCAUGGCAGCCUCGGUUAUUAUUCGGAGCAUUGCUGGUGCGGUCUUUCCGCUCGCUGCCGAUCCGCUAUAUACUUCUCUGGGCGUUUCGUGGGCUACUUCGCUCCUGGCGUUUAUUGGUCUGGCUUGUGUUCCUAUUCCUUUUGCUUUGUUGCGCUGGGGGCCUUGGAUAAGGGAGAGAAGUCCUUUCUGUCAGCGGUUGAUUUUGGAGGAGAAGCUUAGGGCUGCGUCGAGCUCGUCUCAGUCGUCUGCGGCUGUAUGA
Messenger RNA from Penicillium bovifimosum, 3744 nucleotides. Its product is annotated as MFS multidrug transporter. Gene Ontology annotation, biological process: regulation of DNA-templated transcription; transmembrane transport. Gene Ontology annotation, molecular function: transmembrane transporter activity; DNA-binding transcription factor activity, RNA polymerase II-specific; zinc ion binding. Bases 1 to 3744 code for a protein of 1247 amino acids. The record is from RefSeq and is a predicted model, not a curated record. NCBI's taxonomy places the organism in Eukaryota, Fungi, Ascomycota, Eurotiomycetes, Eurotiales, Aspergillaceae. The transcript has 13 exons.